AUGCGACGGCGUGGGGCGCCGACGGCGUCGGGCGGCGCGUCGCGGAGCCGCGACACGUCGGCGGACGCGAUGGUGGGUCAUGAUGGGGUCUACUCGCGCGAAAUCACCCUGUGGACGCACCAGCCGCCGAAUUUCUCGACGCAUAGCUUUGUCCUGAAUCCGGCGUACGCGCUGCCGCAGGUGUCGGAUGCGGAGCUCCUUGUGCUGACCGACGCAGCAGGGUGGGCAUCGCUGUGUGGGGACCGGGGGCGUGUGCAGCGCGCGCUCGUGUUUACCCCGGCGCAGGCGCUGGCGGACGUCGACGUGAUUUCGCGGCAGCAGCAGCUCCAGCUGAGCAUUGCCAAGAACAUUGCAGGGCUCUAUGGCUUUGCGAAUCGCACCGAUGUCGUAUUGGGGCGCACAUCGCGCGCGGCGCACACGAUAGACCAUGUCGAGCUCUACUUCAAGGACCAGUACAUUGGGCGCUCGGACAUGUGGCGCCUGAGCACCUCGCUCCAGGACCAGUGCGUCUACGUCGGCCAAAAGAUCCAGAUGCCGGCGGGGAUGCGCGCGACGAUCGGGCGCCUGUAUAUCGACGGGAAGCGCGCGCUCUCUGGCUACGUCGCGCCCUCGACCAAGGCCGUGUUCCGCUCGGAGUCGGCCAAGUACGAUAUCCUGAUCCAGAUGAGCAAGGAAAUGUGGGAGUUUGACGAGGGCGGCGAGAUCUACUACGAAAAGGUGCUCCAGGGAUUUCUUCCUGCGCUCUUGUCCAAGUGGGACGCGAUCGGGACGAACCACAUCGUAUCGGUCGUGCUUUUUACUCGCGUGCUCUACGCCAAGGACGAACGCGACCGCCUCGAGGGGCUGCCAGUCCAGCAGACGUGCACGGGGCAGCUGUACGUCGACUACUACAAGGUGAUUGUCGACCUCGAGUCCAAUACACACUGGCCGACUGUGAUGCGCGUGCUCAAGGAGGAGUUCUUCCGCUUCCAGCACGAUAUCCUCCUGCUGCCACGCCGCGCCGCGUCGGGGCAGGUGGCGCCGCCGGCGCCGGCCGACGGUAUGCGUGUCGAUGCGGCAGCAAUCGGAGGGCGCGUGCUCCUCGGCGAGUUUGCACACGCCCACGAGGGCAACGUGCUCGAGGCGGUGAACCUGGCGCUCAACCCGUUCGAUAAGCACUAUAUCGACCGCGAUCUGACGCGCACCGGCUUCGAACUCGUGCUGAUCACCGCCGGAACAGGUCACUUUCAGGUGGACAAGGCGCUCUUGCGCACCACGACCCAGCGCAUGGCCGAGAUCGGGAUCUCGGUCGACCUCGUGUGCCUCGCACAGAUGCCGCUGCACACCGCACCGAUCUUCUACUUUCGGUCCGCACCCCCGCUCGACCGCCGGAAUUCGCGCACGGGCAAGCCGACGCUGGAGCGCUCGCCGACAGACACAGACACACCGCUCUACUCGGACUCGAACGACACGGACGAUACACGGACCUACUACUUUAUGCCGUACUGGAUCAACUGCUCCUUCUACAACCAGGAACAGGACAAGUCCUUCCGUGCGGAUCGCUUCGUGUCGCGCUGCAAAAUGGACGGCCUGCGCAUGAUCGAGCUCAUUGGAUCGGGGCACCAGGACCUCUCGAUUCCGUACCUCGACCUGUCGGGCGACGCACACGCCUCGCCCAGCGCCGCGCAGCGCCGCUCGGCACGCGAGCGCUUCGACGCCAACGUCUUUCGGGGCGUCGGCAAGGCCGCCGCGCCUCUCUCCUCGCCAGGGCCCGUGCCGGGGCCAAGCGCCGCGAUGCAUAUCGGCCUGCCGGCCAAGUCAACGCGCCAGCGCGACGCCACGUCGCCCGGCCGCACGGCCGCCGUCGCCAUCGAGGCGGCGCGCCGCGUCGCCACGCCGCUCGCGCUCGCGCCCGCCAUCACCGCGAACCGUGCGGGGUCGCGGGCGCGAUCGGAUAUACGAUAUACCCCCGGGACGCGUGCGCCGUCGAUUGCGUCGCACGCGUCCUUCUCUACGCUCCUCGAAGAUCCCGGAAAGGCGCCGCCGCUCGUCGCAGAGACCGUGACCGAGCUUGUGGCCGUGCCGGCGGGCGAGGCGCGUGCGCGCCCCAAGCCCGCCUCGUUCCUGCGCAGUGUCCUGGGCCGCUGGGGCUUGGCGGCUCUCGCUGCAUCGCGCGCUGGCGACUUGGCGCAUACGAGCGCCAAGAACGCCUCGGCACUAAUUUCUGAGGCGCUUGCGCACCGCACCGCAGAAGAGGCGAGCGACGCGCUGCUGCUCGUGCACCCCGCCAGCGAGUCGGUGCAGAUUGCCGAGGCUGCGCCGGUGCUUCUUCCGCUGGAAGAAGAGGCGGCGGCGCAGCCGCUCGUGAACCCCUCGAAUCCGCGCGCAACGACAUUACACGCACCGGAUUCGCUCUUGCUGCGCUGGCAGCAUGUGUUCUUGGAGCGCACGAACCACCACGCAGUCAAGUGGUGGUCGAUGACGUCGCCUGCGUGCCUGCCACUCACGACGCAGCACCUGCCGACCGACGCCGAGCUGCAGACGGGCUGGGAAGAGUACCCCUACUCGAUUUCGGUGUACUCGGACGCGGCGUCGUUCCUGCUCAAGCGCGGCACGUCGACCUCGCCCGCACUUGCGAUGCUGCGCGAGAUGUGCGCGCAGCGCCUCUCGCAAGGCUUCCAGUUUGUCGAGCACCAGGUGCUGCGCCCAGGCUACUACGCCGGGCGCGAGUCGCGGUACUACGCCCUGCAGCACCCCGCAGAGCUGCUGCGUCCAGGCAACUUUUCGACAGGCGACCCCAUCUACCUGAGCACCACGACGCAGAUCCACUGCAUUGCGUACAACCGCCAAGCCGGCAUGAUCCACGUGAAGCGCUACCUCAAAAAGACGCCGUACUCGACCGAGCCCGUGUCGUACAAGUGCUGCAUCUGGCCGCGCUACCUCUCGGGAUACCACGCGCACCACGCGCACUUUGCCUACCCCGAUCCCCACGCGUACAACUGGACGUACCUCGACUCGCUCAUUGCGGGCUACGAAGAGUCACUUACCGACUCGCUGCGUUUCUGGCGCGCACGCUUCGUGCUGGUCCCCAGCGAAGGCUCGCCCCCGGCUAUGACUGCGCCGAGCGGCGAGAAACUCAGCGACGAGGAGGUGCGGCUGCUUGGCACCGACCGUCUCGCCGAGCUCUUUGCGCGUGCCGAGUACCAUCCGCCGCACGCCGCACGCCCGGAGCGCAACGCGGUCCUACGCUUCCUCCCCACGACACUCGACCCCAGCUCGUCGAUGCUCGACACGCAGUUUAUCGACGGACUACGCGCCGUUGCGGACGAGCUAUCGCGGCGGCGCACCACUGAGCCACGCCGCCGGUGCGAUGCACACUCGCGCUCUCUUGCGACGCUCGCGGCCGAGCUGCGGCAGAGUGCCAAGGAGCUCAAGAUCCACGACCGCCUCUGGGACCGCGUGCUGUAUCCCGAUACCUUUACCGGCACGGACCUCGUCAACUAUCUGUGCCGUGCGUACAGCGACGUGCGUGCGCGUGAUGACGCGGUGCUGCUGGGCCGCCAGCUCCUCGACGAGGGCUACAUUGAGCAUGUGCGCCACGUCCACGGCUUCUUGGACGGCCACUACUUUUACCGCCUCGCGCAAAAGAGCGACGAGGGCGUCGAGUGGGCACCGCCCAAGACGCACACGUCGCCGCGGCGCGCCCGCACGCGCGACCGCCUGCAGCUCAGCCGCUCGCUCCUGAUCGACCUCGAUCCAGGGAAAAAGAGCGACCGUGCAGAGAUUGCUGUGCUGCACCACGACUGGGCGCACAAUGCCGAAAAUGGUUUCAACUUCCAAAUCCACUGGCUCGGCACGACGGCGCGGCUCAUUGAAGAUAUCGUGCAGACGUGGACGCGUACGGUCGAGCGCUACGGUCUGCGCCUUGUCGAGGCGCCGAUCGGGCAGAUCAAGGACGUGAGCCAACAAAAUCCGUUCCAGGCGCCGCUGCCGAUCGCACUUGCGCUCGCGCCGCCGGCGCGCGACGAGUACGCCCACCUCGUGCAGGAUGCGCGCCUGGCGCACAGCGAGACGGACAUUUCUCCGCCGCGCAACGACAUGGAGUACUGGCUCUUUCGCCAUGUCCUCGCGGACUACGCGGCGCAUAUCGACCAGCUCUUUGAAUUUGCGCUCCUGCGCCACUUUGGGUUCGUGCUGGACCAGGAGGCUGCGUCGCGAUACCCACCGAACAUGGAGCUGCUAUGCUCGUCGCGCCCGACGCAGUUUGAGUACUCGCAGUUUGUGCACCGCUCCGGCAUUGCGUUUGCGCAGGUGCGGGGGGGCGCCGAUGGGUUCCUCUGGCUCAACAACCGGCUCCUGUCGUCGCACCUGCCGUCGGUAAAGAACAUGCAAGGCAAGUCGCUCGCGCCGCCUCCGGACGCGGACGAGCUGCGCCGCACCUUCCAGCGGUUCUGCGAGGACAAAGCGGCGCUCGAGACGUUCUACCAGUCGGUGUGGGAUGCACUCGACCGGCUUACCGGUGUGGCAUAG
This is a messenger RNA of Malassezia japonica, 4509 nucleotides long. It is a transcript of the gene IML1, whose product is annotated as vacuolar membrane-associated protein iml1. NCBI's taxonomy places the organism in Eukaryota, Fungi, Basidiomycota, Malasseziomycetes, Malasseziales, Malasseziaceae. Gene Ontology annotation, biological process: negative regulation of TORC1 signaling; positive regulation of autophagy; intracellular signal transduction. Gene Ontology annotation, molecular function: GTPase activator activity. Gene Ontology annotation, cellular component: GATOR1 complex. The transcript is spliced from 3 exons. The record is from RefSeq and is a predicted model, not a curated record. Bases 1 to 4509 code for a protein of 1502 amino acids.